CACUGGCUUUUCGCUUUUGCUAAAUCGAAGUCACAGUGCUCGACCGUGGGCCGCCGCUAACUUCCGUCCGCUUGAGGGUCGGCUCCCUCCCUUGAGCUCGCUAACUGCGCCACUAAUUAUGACGUCACGGCCAGCGGCGGCCAGGCCCCGAAGGCGCUCUAGCCCGCCAAGCGCGCUCGCUGCCCCGCGCCUCGGACCCGACGCUCCAUCCCGCGGCUGUGAGCCGCCCCUGGCCGCUCUGCGUCCCUGCGCGCUCCGUUCCCUGCUCAAGCCUAGCACUCCAACGCUGCGGUGAGGCGAAUCGGUGAGAGGAGGACUCGGGUAAUUACGCCUGGGACGCGAUGGGGAGCCGCUUCCGAGGCAGGACUCCUGCGCCUCACUAAUGAACCUUUCUCAGUUCCCAUCCACCAUGGAGCUGGCCCGCCCCUGCUCCAACUUUCAGUCAGACUUGGAUUUCUGCCCAGAUUGUGGCUCGGUCCUGCCGCUGCCUGGAGCUCAGGAUGCUGUCAUCUGCCCACGCUGCGGCUUCUCCAUCGAUGUGCGAGAUUUCGAAGGGAAGGUAGUGAAGACCUCAGUUGUGUUCCACAAACUGGGGACGGUCAUACCUAUGUCUGUGGACGAAGGACCUGAAUCCCAGGGACCAGUGGUUGACAGGCGCUGCCCUCGAUGCGGUCACGAGGGAAUGGCAUACCACACUAGACAGAUGCGCUCAGCUGAUGAAGGACAGACUGUCUUCUAUACCUGUAUUAACUGCAAUGCAAGGAUUACAGGCAUGUGCCCCCACAGCUGUUUCUUAUGUUGCUGAGGCUCCAACUCAGAACUUCAUGGCAGCUACAUUUCAGGAAAAGGAGGAUUCUUGACCUUUUUUCUGGCAACUCAGCAACAAUACUUCUUUCUUGGAAGGUGAAGACACUGGUCCUUUGAUGCCUGCUCUGUCCUCUCUGGCUACAGUGCUUUGUCCUCAGAAUAAAGUCACUGCUCCCAGAAUACUCCUUCCCCUACUUGAAUUUACUAAAGGUCUAUUUUCUAUGAAACCUUGA
Messenger RNA from Psammomys obesus (fat sand rat), 1040 nucleotides. RefSeq names its product RNA polymerase I subunit H (gene Polr1h). The transcript has 5 exons. The record is from RefSeq and is a predicted model, not a curated record. Gene Ontology annotation, biological process: DNA-templated transcription; termination of RNA polymerase I transcription. Gene Ontology annotation, cellular component: RNA polymerase I complex. Gene Ontology annotation, molecular function: DNA-directed RNA polymerase activity; nucleic acid binding; zinc ion binding. NCBI's taxonomy places the organism in Eukaryota, Metazoa, Chordata, Mammalia, Rodentia, Muridae. Bases 383 to 805 code for a protein of 140 amino acids.